Homarus americanus (American lobster) is the source of this 540-nucleotide messenger RNA. RefSeq names its product cytosolic Fe-S cluster assembly factor NUBP2 homolog. The transcript is spliced from 3 exons. NCBI's taxonomy places the organism in Eukaryota, Metazoa, Arthropoda, Malacostraca, Decapoda, Nephropidae. The record is from RefSeq and is a predicted model, not a curated record. The coding region runs from base 136 to 525 and encodes 129 amino acids. Gene Ontology annotation, biological process: iron-sulfur cluster assembly. Gene Ontology annotation, molecular function: ATP binding; ATP-dependent FeS chaperone activity; iron-sulfur cluster binding. Gene Ontology annotation, cellular component: cytosol.
UUAUGAAUCUUGUAUUUACUUUAGCAUCAGAAAACAAUUACUGUACUUUGUUCAGUCUGUUUAUAAGUACUUUCUUGUUUCAUUAUUGUCUUGAAAAAAUAAUUGACUUCAAGCAAUCAGUUGACAUAAACGGAUAUGACAGCAGCUACAGAAACUGUUCUGGCGGGAGUUGGCCACACCAUGCUGGUGCUGUCUGGGAAAGGUGGUGUGGGCAAAAGCACAGCAACUGUGCAACUUGCAUUCACCCUCAAAAAAGCUGGUCAUCGUGUUGGUGUGUUAGACAUUGACCUGUGUGGUCCUUCCAUACCACGCAUGAUGGGAGUUGAGGGAAGGGAUGUUCUUACUACUCCUGAUGGGAAAUGGGUACCGGUGUAUGUUGACGAGGAAAGGAGAUUAAGUGUUAUUUCUAUAGCGUUCUUCCUGGACUCCAAGAGUGAUGCUGUUAUCUGGAGGGGACCAAAAAAGAAUGGUAAGGUAUUGUACAAUAUCUCAAAAAAGUACUGUAUCUGUCCACACUCUGUGUGAAACAUUAUGAAACCA